AUGACAGUUCAGCGAAGAGUGAAUAACUGCGGACAAAAUGGCAUUCAGGUCAAAUCAGACCUAAUAACUAUACAAAAGCUAGAACGUGACCAGCUCCUAUUUUGGAGAUCGCCUUUUCUUACCUUGUACUACUUCUUCAUGGAAUGUGUAUUUAGAUUUGCACAGCUUCGUUUUGCUGUAUAUAGAAACAAAAACAAAUGUGUCGUAGCUGCUUUUAUAGUCUUUGUCUUGGUUUUUCUUGAUUAUUCAGAUGGCCCUCAUUCUAAAGUAUUUGAUCACAUUAAGUCUACCGCUUUAUGGUGGUCAUGGUGGGUUUGGCUAGGAUUCCUAUCUUCAUGUGGGUUCGGUACCGGGUUACAUACUUUUGUGUUGUAUCUAGGUCCGUUUAUAGCUGAAGUUACAAUGAGUGCUUAUGAAUGUGGAACACUCAAUUUUCCUCGUCCACCAUAUCCUGAUAGGAUUAUUUGUCCAGAUAACCCUGAUUUAGGGGAAAGCAUCAAUUUUUGGAAAGUCAUGCGCAAAGUCCAGAUGGAGUCUAUCAUGUGGGGUUUUGGUACUGCACUGGGUGAACUGCCUCCAUACUUCAUGGCUCGAGGUGCUAGACUUUCCGGUGAAUAUGAUGAUGAGUUUUCUAAGUUGGAAGAAGUCAUCUCAUCCAAUCAAAAUACUCAAAGUACAACAGACCAACCGAUUACUUUUCAAAGGAGAGCUGAACUAUUCCUACAUCAUUUAAUACUUAGAGCUGGUUUUAUCGGGAUUUUGCUUUGUGCCUCGAUUCCAAACCCAUUAUUUGACUUAGCCGGAGUAACUUGUGGACACUUUUUAGUGCCAUUUUGGUCCUUUUUCGGAGCAACAUUUAUUGGCAAAGCACUUAUAAAGGUUCACUUACAACAAUUAACCGUGAUCGCACUAAGUUCAGAACACCAUGUGGAUAGCUUAGUGGACCUAAUGGGCCGUAUUCCAGUGUACGGAAAUCGGUUACAAGCUCCAUUUCUUGAGUAUUUACAACAACAGAAGGCCAGUCUGCACAAUAAAGAACCCAUUGGGCAACAGAGUUGGCUGCAGACCAUGUUGUUUGUCCUCAUAUCUGCGCUUAUUCUGUCCUUCCUGGUAUCCAUUAUUCACGCAUUCGCGAGAAGCUAUCAUCGUCGAUUAUGUGAAUGGCAACUACGUGCAGAUGGAGAAAUAAUUAGUAAAUCUGAAUAA
Molecule: messenger RNA, 1206 nt
Organism: Trichobilharzia regenti
Lineage: Eukaryota; Metazoa; Platyhelminthes; Trematoda; Strigeidida; Schistosomatidae
Source: the annotation of a GenBank genome assembly